CCAUGAUUUAAAAUUGUGGCAUAUUUCGGAAUUUACUAUCCUAUCCUAUGACAUUUGGUAACUGAAAUAUUUCGUACACGUUGAAUUUAUGUGAAGUAUUUUAAAACAAAUAACUUUAAGUCGCUUAAUUAAUUUUAAUUUAACAUUUACAAGUUAUUAGGAUCGUGACUGUGUUAGGAUUGGGCUUGAAAUGAUGGCAGACAACUGAAGGAACAAGUGGUAGCAAGAUAGUCAAUGAAGUGUGAUGGUAGCUGAAAUAUUUUGAUAGAAGUACUGUGGGCUACAGUUAAAAAUAAACAGCUUGUUUCACGCAUCAAAAGCAACGAUUAAAGGCAAAUUCGCCUAUUGGUUCUAAAUAAUACAUACUGUUGUUACGCGAUGUGAUGUUGCAGUGGUUAUAUAAGGUUGCCAUAAUUUAUGCUGUAUUUAUUUUUUAUAGUCAAAGUGUUUGCAUGCAGUACAACGAACUAUAGCAUGUGAUUUUUUUUAAAUGGCCAAACAUGUUUAAGAAAUCCUAUUUAAAUUUGAGCUUCUUCACACUGUCAACACUUUCUCCAUAUUACAGCUUUUCAAAUGUUUUAAACAAAAUUAAUGAGGUGUUUCCUGAAUUGUCUUCAAACAUCAUGAAAGGAGAUUCAAGAUGGGUCCUUGUUGGCUGCCUUGUAUUUUUAUGUGCUGUAACUCAUCCGUUUCGUAAGCAUUGGGACCUAUUUUUGUCUUUUUAUUAUUAUUAUUUCGGUAAAAGUAUGUUGAUACAAACUAUAUGGUUCUUUAAAGUAUUUUUAUGUAAUCUUCCUGUGGUGCUCUAAGUGCCGCUGUUGAUCAGUUUUUAACGUUGUUUUAGACCCUCCUUCGUUUUCUGACGUUGUACAGUCUGCAGAAAAUCCCUUUCAUUUCAUACGGUCUCUUUCUACAGCACGCUUGAGAUAGUCGGUGUUAUAUUUUUGAACUAAGCUUUUUGGUUUCCACUUUUCUGAUCGUAACCUUACUUCUGGAGUGUGAUAGAUUCUUCAAAAAAUGUUUAGUCUUUGUUCUUUUAAUUCCCGAAAACGCGCAUCUUCGACAUCGAUUGCAGCAUGGCUAAUGCAGAAUCUGGUGCUGUGCGUCUUUGUCAUGUCGGUAGCGCACGGGCAGGUCCGUUAUUCUAUUCCAGAGGAAAUGACAAAAGGCUCGCUGGUAGGAAAUAUCGUUCAGGAUCUCGGUUUGGACAUUAAGAGACUGAAGUCUGGUCGAGCGCGGAUCUUUACGGAGGACAGUCGUGAGUACAUCGGUCUGAAUGUGGAUAAAGGAACUCUGAUAGUGAAAGAGAGGAUAGAUAGAGAGGAGCUGUGCGGGAACAAAUCUCCCUGCUCUUUACAUUUUCAGAUAAUUUUGGACCACCCCAUGGAGCUGCAUAGAAUCGAUGUAGAAAUAUUAGAUAUAAAUGAUAAUUAUCCCCUUUUCAGAAAGAAAGACGUUAAUUUUCAGAUUAGCGAAUCAGCCAUUCCUGGAGCUCGAUACUCUUUGGAAAGCGCUAAAGAUCCGGACGUAGGUCCAAAUUCACUCCAGACAUAUAAACUUAAUCCCAGCGAUCAUUUCACAUUGAAAUCAUUGUCUCGACCUGAUGGAACUAAAUAUAUAGAGAUGGUUCUCCAAACGCCUUUAGACAGAGAGAAAGAAAGUGAGCACAAAUUGAUUUUGACAGCAUAUGAUGGAGGCAAUCCUCCUAAAUCUGGCGUCAUUAAGAUUAAUAUUAUUGUUCUUGAUGCAAACGACAACGCCCCGUCAUUCACACAAUCUGUAUAUCGGGUCAGUCUUCCCGAAAACACUCCACUGGGCUUUCUUAUAAUAACCGUUUCUGCCACAGACGCAGAUGAGGGAACAAACGGUGACAUUCAAUAUUCUUUUUCUCAGAGCAGUCACAGUGUUUCAAUUAUUUUCGAUAUCGACCCUUCCAACGGCGAGAUCGUAGUUAAAGGUCAUUUAGAUUUCGAAAUAUCCAAAUACCACGAGUUAGACAUAGAAGCUACUGAUAAAGGUGGUUUAACAGACACGUGUAAAGUGCUUGUUGAAAUGACUGAUGUAAAUGACAAUGCUCCUGUAAUUAGCUUGAUGUCAUUUUCUAAUUCAAUACCUGAGGACGCGUCGCCAGACACUGUUAUAGCGAUGGUGAAUGUCAAAGACGUAGAUACAGAAAGAAACGGACAGGUGAAAUGUUCCAUUGCUCCACAUUUACCUUUCAAAAUAAAGUCAUCCGCUACAAAUUUUUAUAGUCUCACGACAGAUCAGUUGUUGGACCGUGAGAAAAUAUCUGAAUAUAAUAUAACAAUUACUGCUACAGAUGAAGGCUCGCCCUCUUUCUCUACUAAUAAAACUUUAAAUCUAAAGAUCUCUGAUAUCAAUGACAACGCCCCUGCUUUUCAGCGUCAGUCUUACACCGCAUAUGUGAUGGAAAAUAAUUCACCCGGAGUCUCCGUUUUAUCUGUUAAAGCGCAUGACAAAGAUUCUGGUAAUAAUGCGCGCGUUUCAUAUUUUCUUGAGGAUAUUUUUCUGAAUGGCAUCUCUGCUUCAACAUAUGUUUCAGUGAAUGCAGAUAGUGGAGAAAUUAUUGCAGUUCGUUCUUUCGAUUAUGAACAAACAAAAGAAUUUUGCAUCCGCGUAAAAGCGCAAGACGGAGGCUCACCUCCUCUGAGCAGCAACGUGAGUGUUAAAAUCAUCAUUCAGGAUCAAAAUGACAACGCCCCUCAGGUUCUGUAUCCGGUCCAGUCUGGUGGUUCUGUGGUUGCUGAAAUAGUGCCUCGUUCUGCAGAUGUGGGUUAUCUGGUCACUAAAGUGGUCGCUGUUGAUGUGGACUCUGGACAGAAUGCCUGGCUCUCAUAUAAACUGCAGAAAGCCACAGACAGGGCGCUGUUUGAAGUGGGCUUACAGAAUGGAGAAAUAAGAACUGUGCGUCAGGUGACAGAUAAAGAUGCUGUUAAACAAAGACUCACUGUUGUAGUGGAGGACAACGGACAGCCCUCUCGUUCAGCUACAGUCAAUGUGAACGUGGCACUGGCGGACAGCUUCCCUGAAGUGCUCUCGGAGUUCACUGACUUUACGCACGAUAAGGAAUACAACGACAACCUGACUUUUUAUCUAGUCUUGGCUCUGGCCGUGGUUUCGUUUCUCUUUAUCGUGUCUAUCAUCGCCAUACUGUCAGUCAAAUGCUACAGAUGGAGACGCGAACGGAUGUUUUACAAAUCUGGAGCAAAUCUUCCAGUUAUUCCGUAUUAUCCGCCCCUUUACGCAGACGUAGGGGGCACAGGAACUUUACAGCACGUGUACAAUUAUGAUGUUUGCAGAACCACUGACUCCAGAAAGAGUGAUCUGAAAUACGUCAGACCUUGCAGUGAGAGCGUCAUUAGCCUGGGCACCAGUGGAACACAGACACUCACACAUGCGCAGAGAGAAAAACUGGAUAGUGAUGAUUCUUUUGAUAAGCAAAAGCCACCCAGCGCUGACUGGCGUUUUACUCAGAACCAGAGACCAGGACCCAGCGGGGCUGCUGCCACUCCUGAGGUUGCUAUGGGAACAGGACCCUGGCCCAACCCCCCCACUGAGGCUGAGCAACUCCAGGCAUUGAUGGCCGCAGCUAAUGAGGUCAGCGAGGCGACCAACACUUUGACCCCGGGCACCAUGGGUCUGAGCACCCGCUACAGCCCUCAGUUCACCCUGCAGCACGUCCCUGAUUACCGCCAGAACGUCUACAUCCCCGGCAGCACGGCUACGCUCACCCCCAACCCUCAACAGCCCCAGCAGGCCCUGCCCCCUCCGCAGGCUUCCGCCGCACAACCCGAACCGCCCAAGGCCGCCCAGACCCCAGCCAGCAAGAAGAAAUCAACCAAGAAAGACAAGAAGUAGAGAGGAGAUGUGAAGGAGGGCGCGAUGGAGGGAAAGAAUUAGGGAGAGGAAAUCUUCAGUAACUAGUCAAAUUAAGAUUAUUCGAACUAUAAGGGUUAAAACACAUUAUGUCAAAGUGAACCGAACUCACAGAUGCAGUUUUCUGUAGCGAUCCGUGCAGCUGUUUCACUCCUGCGUUUUUUACCUUGUUGCGUACUGUAAAAUCACUUUCGCGCAUUCAGUUUCCUUCAUUUUAGCUUUAUGGAUCUCACUGAAUGUUCAGGUCAUUGAGAGAGAAACCAUUUUUUUUACGCUCACUUUUUUGCCAAGUUUACGCAACUUUCAAGUGACACUAUAUUCCCACGUAUAUAGCCAAUAAUGUAUUUACCGCAGUACUUUACCACGAUCAUGUACAUGUUUCCAAUGCAGACGUUACGGAAAAAAGGAAAUGAGUUAUUAUAACAAUAAUGUUGUUGUUUAUACAAAGACACAAUGUCCAUUGCUGCGUUUGCUCAUGAGCUCAGAUACUGUUGCAAUGUAUCUUUUUUUUCUUUUUUGCCUUGUUUUAUGAUGGUUGUUACCUAAAAUACCACUAUUCCAAAUCAAAAUGAUCCGUGAUGAGAAGUGUCGCCAUCAAUGUAGUCAGGUGAUCAUUAUCGCAUGCACAGUAACCUGACAUCUAUAGACCUUCUCGUGGUGUUGGUCACUUCAUGACUUUUUUAAGAAUCCCCCUGUGUUUCACUGAGCCAGAGAUUUUUUUUUAUUACCUGAAUUUUUUGGGAGCAUUUGUGACUGUCGUCCGUGCCGUAACGGGCGAAUCCAUAAUCUCUAAAUCCAUAGAGGUGUGUGUGUGUCAGCACACCAUCGGCUGUAUCUUCUCUAGUAUUCAGUAUUUUCUGGUUAUCCUAAAGUGUUCAAACUCACUCUUUAUCAGUGCUGGUCGUAGUUUGUAAUAAUAGCUAGUUUUGAAUUCUUUUUUGAAACAAUCUAUCCAUAGUGAAGCCUCCCAGUACAAACAGCUCAAAUCCACUGAGCUGAGUCCAGGACCUGUCGAGCUGUCUGCAUAGAGAGCGAAACGGGUCAUUAUUUUUGGAGAAGGUUAAGAUGUGUUUUAUAGGAGGAGGACAAUCUUACACUCUCAGAAUGUACAGCAGUCCAUUCUCAUAUAGCGGUCUCAACCGAAAUAUAUUUCGUCCAAAUGCAAACUCAUACCCUCAGCAUGAUGCUUCUUUGUAAAUAGACAACCGCCCUUAAUAACAUGGAUGAAUGCGUUGAAGAUUAGCAGCUUACUUAAGACGAGCCGCUUACUACUGGAACGUCUCAGCUAAAAAGAAGAAAACGUUUGAGACACCGAGUAUGUGUUACCAGUGUAGUUCUUCAGUACUAUGAAGGGCAACUAACGCACCUGUAAAUAAAGAGUUUAACUUUUACUUAUGGAAAUAAAUAGUGACGCACUCUUAGAUUAGAAGUUGUGAUGUUAUGCAUAUAUUUUUGUGUUCACCUUUCUUUUCCUGUCUGACUAUUCAUAAAAGUACAGCGAAUGGAGGCCGAACCGUCUGAACUCCCUCGCUGUUCAUUUCCUGGUUUCUGCUGUGCUGACACGUGCGAAUGCUUCUCAAUGUCUAUAUGAAGAAUCUGUAUAGUUCUAUUAUAUGUGUGUGUAUGUCUGCUGAUGCUAUAAACCUGCUGUAACAUCUUUAAGACGCUUCGAUUCCCUUGUGUGCUACUCUCAUUUUAUAUGCUAAUAUUUAUAUUGCUGUUUUAUUUUUUCUCUCUUAAACACUGACAUUUCAAAUAAAAAGUUAUCAAAUCGUUAA
Triplophysa dalaica is the source of this 5675-nucleotide messenger RNA. Its product is annotated as protocadherin gamma-A11-like. The transcript has 4 exons. Bases 1018 to 3879 code for a protein of 953 amino acids. Gene Ontology annotation, molecular function: calcium ion binding. Lineage: Eukaryota; Metazoa; Chordata; Actinopteri; Cypriniformes; Nemacheilidae. The record is from RefSeq and is a predicted model, not a curated record. Gene Ontology annotation, cellular component: plasma membrane. Gene Ontology annotation, biological process: homophilic cell-cell adhesion.